UUCAUAAACAAGCGGGGCAGAGAGAGAGAGAGAGAGCUGCGUGUGUACAUAUUGACGGGCCAAACCCUACCGGCUGAUAUCUGGUCUCGUCUAACUCUCACGCAUAUCCUUCCUCCUUCCAAGUACCGGGCCGGCUAGUUGAGGAGGAAAGAUCGAUAGACCUGGUACUACUUGAAUAUACACAUUAAUGGCGGCGGCGAGUAGGAGCGCGUCGGACACGGCGGAGGGGUGGCGAGAUGGGGGAAGCAUCGACGACGAGGGAGCGGAGGUCGAACUGAGUCUACGGCUUCGGACCGGAAGCAGCAGCAGCGCGGCGAGGAGGAGCAUGACCAUAUUCUACAAUGGCCGGGUGUGCGCCGUCGACGUCACCGAGCUCCAGGCAAGGGAAAUCAUAACCAUGGCAAGCCAACAAAUUCUAACCGAGCAGCAGGACAGCAGCGGCGGCGGCACUGCAGUGGCACAGUGCGGAGCUCAUCAGAAUCCAAGCCAGUCGGCGCCGCAACGUUGGGCUUCACGUCCGCUUCGUCAGGGAGCGGUCACCAGCCAAGCGGCCGCCGCGGGGCUGUCGAUGAAGCGGUCGUUGCAGCAGUUUCUGCAGAAGCGGAAGACAAGGGUCGCCGCCAUGGGUUCGCCGUACGCCGGCGGCCGGCGGGCGGUGCCCUCCUAGUCCUAGGCCGGUGGUUAAAGACAUUUACGUACUUGUAGUAGCUAGCAUCUGGUUAUUUUUGUUCUUGAAACUUGUAUUUUCAAGCAUGAGAUUGGAGUGUUCAAAUCAAGUUUUCGUUUGUUCGAGUGUUCAACUAGUUA
Triticum aestivum (bread wheat) is the source of this 807-nucleotide messenger RNA. RefSeq names its product protein TIFY 5. The record is from RefSeq and is a predicted model, not a curated record. Lineage: Eukaryota; Viridiplantae; Streptophyta; Magnoliopsida; Poales; Poaceae. The transcript is spliced from 2 exons. Gene Ontology annotation, cellular component: nucleus. Gene Ontology annotation, biological process: regulation of defense response; regulation of jasmonic acid mediated signaling pathway; response to wounding. The coding region runs from base 188 to 667 and encodes 159 amino acids.